GUGCGCUGGCGCAUACUUCGUCGCGUACGUCAUUGGUCUAGGUCGCCUACCGAUCCGAGCCCCGGAUUCCAGUUGGAAACCGAGCUCUAGACAGCCAAGGAACAAAUGACUUAGCUUGAGAUUUAGGCUCGUAUUUAUGUGUCCAUUUUUUUCGAUGCAGCGGAACCGACCAUCAUUCGCGGCAUCACUUAAAUCUCAGCAGCAUUUAAAGCUGUUGUCUUCACCCGAACAUCUUCUACCGCGACUUACGUUCUGGCUGUGCCUAGAACAUAUCAAAUCGCCAUGAUUCUUUCAUUGGCCAACGAGCUAUUGCACAGGAUCGUGUCUUGGCUCGAGCUGGAUGAUCUGAAGCGCACCAGAUUCACCUGCAAACAUCUGAACUACAUCGUCACACCUCUCGUCCUCGAGCACGUAGCACUCAACCUCAACGAUGAGAUGCUCUUUCCCGUGUCGAUGUCACUCCUGCAGUCGCUAGGAUCCCGAAAGGACAACCCUGGACGAUAUAUCAAAUCCCUCCGUAUCAACUCUUCGUUUGACCCGCCGUACGGCAGAUACAUUGGAUUUUGGGACAAGGUGGCAAACAGGAGGGCUCGUGUGACGAGUCUCAUUGCGACGCGCCUUCUUGAAGCUAUUCCUUCUCUGGUGUGUCUGAGGUCAUUACACUUCCUGGGUUUCCACCAGGGCGGUUUUAGCACGCUCGAGGUGGACGCUGUUAUGCGUCAGUUCAGCAAACUCCCUCAUCUGUCCACGAUCAGCAUCAUUCUUCACACCGAUACGGUCCACGAAUCCUUCUUUUCUCAUUUCCACAACCUUCGCGACAUUACGUUCAAUGGCCACCGCGUAUUAGACGUAAUCCCAUCCCUCAUUGCCAGCAGCCCCGAUAUUUAUCGUUUGGAUCUUGUUAACUUCAGUGCAUCAAACGCAGUGUUCCCUUCGGUUCGGGAUAUAUUUUCCUCGCUACCGCCUGCGACAUGCCGGCCGGUAGAGCAUUUAUCCAUCGAAGGACAGUUCAUGCUUCCACCUUCCGACGUCACGUUCCUCAUUCCUCAUCUUCGACUUCUCGCCUCGCUCCAAAUCCACAUCGCGAACGUACCGGAACAGCUCUGGACAGCUCUACGCACUGAAAAUAUCUUUCUACACCAUAUUUCCGUUGUCAUGAUCAACGACGCACUCGUGGAGUAUCUUGGCUCGUAUUCGGGUAUAAUGACACUGUCGCUUACGCCUACUCAGCCAGACAGCGACGCGCGUGCGCAGAGAUUCUGGAAAACUGUUCUUCCUAAGCACGUGAGAACGAUGAAGGAGCUAUUUGUCCAUCCUAAUACUGCGGGGGAAUGGUGUCUCAAUGAUGGAGCGCUCCGCAUCUUGACACAGUGCAAGAAUCUCGAGAUCCUUCGUGUGAUCGUCGAUCAGGAUCGAGUGGAUGUCAAAGGGCCAGAUAAUAUUAUCACGCGACUCUUGGAAUGCCUCCGACCAUGGGAACACCUGCAGAGCCUAUCCAUUCUCUCCGCGCACAACCCUAACGAUUUCGGCGGAUCUGCUCUGUUGCCAUCGUACAGGAUCUGCCAACGAAUCCAGAAGCUAAUUACUGAAUAUCAAUGCUGCCGUCCGACAGAGGGUAUGCUUCGACUGGCGGUGGCGACGGAUUAUGCUGAGAGUGUCCUGGUCAGGCGAGAGCUUGAAAUAGACGUGUUCUCGUUCCUGGCGACGCAGUCGUGGGGAAUAGGGAGUUGUUGAGCGGAGAACCGAGAAGUGGACCUAAUAAUAUGUAUUCUACAGACCUUUGAUUGGUUAGAAAAGCUUCCGGAUUUUCCCGCCUCUUUUUUCUUCGGGGGCCGACUCCGUCCGAUCACCAAGCCUGCGCCACUGGCGCGUGUCUGGACCGUGGUUGAGCCUAGAACAUCGUUGCGACCUGAUACCCACCCUCCCCUCCACAUAUCUAAUUUCUUCCCUGAAUUAUCGCGAG
Messenger RNA from Guyanagaster necrorhizus, 1963 nucleotides. RefSeq lists its product as uncharacterized. NCBI's taxonomy places the organism in Eukaryota, Fungi, Basidiomycota, Agaricomycetes, Agaricales, Physalacriaceae. Gene Ontology annotation, molecular function: protein binding. The transcript has 5 exons. The record is from RefSeq and is a predicted model, not a curated record. Bases 283 to 1734 code for a protein of 483 amino acids.